This is a messenger RNA of Rana temporaria (common frog), 1918 nucleotides long. Its product is annotated as gastrula zinc finger protein XlCGF26.1-like. The transcript has 3 exons. Lineage: Eukaryota; Metazoa; Chordata; Amphibia; Anura; Ranidae. Gene Ontology annotation, molecular function: RNA polymerase II cis-regulatory region sequence-specific DNA binding; DNA-binding transcription factor activity. Gene Ontology annotation, biological process: regulation of transcription by RNA polymerase II. The record is from RefSeq and is a predicted model, not a curated record. The coding region runs from base 130 to 1578 and encodes 482 amino acids.
ACACAGGAAGAUCACACCAUCCCUCACCAUCAUCAGGGUGAAGAACGGAUUAAUAUAAAAGCUGAGGUUAAAGAAGAAGAAGUAGAGACGUAUGUGGUGGGUGAUCAGCCAAUCACGGAGGAGGUUGGGAUGAUUAUGAAAAGUGAACAGGAGGACAUUUCUCAACCUUGUGACACAGAUGGAUGUGAUGUGAGGAAUUCCUCGGAGAGACAUCUUCUAUUAUCUGCUGAUUGUAAGUCAGAAGAUAAUGUCAUCACACAGGAUCCUCCAGGAGGAAAUCCAAAUACACAAAAUAUACAUCACAGACCUUCCUGUCCGGAGACAUCAAUGGAUCCCUCUGAUCAGGGGGAAUCUUCUCAUCAAUCACAUACUAUGAUUGUAAAUAUCCAUGUAAGAUCUCACACUGCAGAUAGAUCAACAGAUCCUUCUAAUCCCGAGGAAUCUUCCUCACCCCAUGAAGGAGAUCACCGAGGUGACCAUCUAUUCUCAUGUUCAGAGUGCGAGAAAUCUUUCACUAAGAAGAGAUCACUUACUAGACACCAGAAUUUUCACACACGUGAACGUCCUUAUUCAUGUUCAGAGUGCGGGAAAUCUUUCACUCAUCAAGGAAUUUUUGUUAGACAUCGGAUAAUUCACACGGGUGAGCGUCCUUAUUCAUGUUCAGAGUGCGGGAAAUGUUUCACUCGGAAAGGAACCCUUAUUCAGCAUCAGAGCGUUCACACGGUUGAGCGUCCUUUCCCUUGUUCAGAGUGCGGGAAAUCUUUCAAUUAUAAAUCAAUCCUUGUUAAACAUCUUAGAAUUCACACAGGAGAACGUCCUUAUUCAUGUUCAGAGUGCGGGAAAUCUUUCACCCAUAAGGGAGCACUUAACAGACACCAGAAACUUCACACAAAUGAGUAUAAUUUUCCUUGUUCAGAGUGCAGGAAAUCUUUCACUCAUCAAGCAGCUCUUGUUAUACAUCAGAGAAUUCAUACAGAUGAGCGUCCUUAUUCAUGUUUAGAGUGCGGGAAAUGUUUCACUCUGAAAGGAAACCUUGUUAAUCAUCAAAGAAUUCACACAGGUGAGCGUCCUUUUUCAUGUUCAGAGUGCAGGAAAUCUUUCACUGGCAAAGGAGACCUUGUUAAUCAUCAAAGAAUUCACACAGGUGAACGUCCAUAUUCAUGUUCAGAGUGCGGGAAAUCUUUCACUAUGAAAGGAAACCUUAUUCGGCACCAGAGCGUUCACACAAGUGAGCAUCCUUUCCCUUGUUCAGAGUGCGGGAAAUCUUUCACUGAAAAAGGAACCCUUGUUAAACAUCAAAGAAUUCACACAGGUGAGGGUCCUUAUUCAUGUUCAGAGUGCGGGAAAUCUUUCAAUAGGAAAGGAAUCCUUGUUAAACAUCUUAGAAUUCACACAGGUGAGCGUCCUUAUUCAUGUUCAGAGUGCAGAAAAUCUUUCACUGAAAAAGGACAUCUUGUUAAACAUUUUAGAAUUCACACAGGUGAGCGUCCUUAUUCAUGUUCAGAGUGCGGAAAAUCUUUCACUGAAAAAGGACAUCUUCUUACACAUCGGAGAAUUCACACAGGUAAGCGUCCAUAAUCAAUGUUCAGAGUGCGGGAAAUCUUUCACUAGUAAAGGAAACCUUUUGCAACACCAGAGAAUUAAUAUGAGUGAGCUUCCUUACUGAUGUUGUAGAUCAGGGAUCUCCAGACUUCGGCCCUCCAGCUGUUGCAGAACUACACGUCCCAUGAGGCAUUGUAAUACUCUGACAUUCACAGACAUGACUAGGCAUGGUGGGAAUUGUAGUUCCUGAACAUCUGGAGGGUCAUAGUAUGAAGAGCUCUGUUGUAGACGAGUCAGCCUGGUGCAGGUUUAGGAGCGGGUUAAUAGUAGAGGGCGGGGACUUGUUUAUUAAGCAGCUGGUCAGUGAGGCUGGAGG